Theobroma cacao (cacao) is the source of this 1618-nucleotide messenger RNA. Its product is annotated as phospholipase A1-IIgamma-like. NCBI's taxonomy places the organism in Eukaryota, Viridiplantae, Streptophyta, Magnoliopsida, Malvales, Malvaceae. Gene Ontology annotation, molecular function: glycerophospholipid phospholipase A1 activity. Gene Ontology annotation, biological process: lipid metabolic process. The record is from RefSeq and is a predicted model, not a curated record.
UAUCAAGCCAUUAGUUUAAUAUCGGUUUUUCAAGGGGGGAGUGCUGUAUAUAAAUCAGGCAGAAAAUAGCUAGGAGUCGCAUCGUCAUAAGAAAUCACAAAAAGGUUUUGAGGAGUACCGAUCAGCUUCAAAUAGUGAUGGCCAACUCUAUAGCAUCUCGCUGGAGGGAUCUCAGUGGAGAGAGUGAUUGGAAGGAUCUGUUGCAUCCUCUCGAUCUUGAUCUCCGCCGCUAUAUUAUUCACUAUGGUGAAAGGUGUGGAGCCGUUGGAGAUCUGUUUAAUGAUACAAAGGCAUCGAGGGGGUUUGGCCAUAGCCUAUAUCCAGCAGAUGAGUUUUUCUCCAGGGCUGGUCUCGAAAUUGGAAAUCCAUUCAAGUACAGCGUGACCAAUUUCUUUUAUGCCGCCUCAGAUAUUGUACAGUCCGCUUGGUUUGGAUAUGUGGCAGUGACCACAGAUGAUGGAAAGGCUGUUCUAGGAAGGAGGGAUAUUUUGGUUGCUUGGAGAGGAACCAUGACAGACUCGGAGUCGAUUAACGAUGUACAGUUUUUUCCAACUUCAGCUUCAGAGCUAUUUGGAGAGGACAAUGAUCCUCAGGUGCACUCUGGCUUUCUCUCUCUUUAUACUGGGAGAAGCUCCAAUUCUCCUUACAGCAAGACCAGUGCCAGAGACCAGGUUCGGGAAGCGGUUAGGAAACUGGUGGACAAGUAUCAAGACGAGGAUAUUAGCAUAACUGUAACAGGCUACAGCUUGGGCGCUGCACUUGCAACGCUAAGCGCGAUGGACAUAGUUGCUAGUGGAUAUAACAAGCCUACUGGCAAUUCAGAAAAGUCGUGCAUGGUCACAACCUUUACGUAUGCUGGUCCACGAGUGGGGAAUGAAGGUUUUAAGAAAGUAUUUGAGGGACUGAGUGAUCUUCAUCUCCUACGCAUCACAAACUCCACAGAUAUCGUUCCAAAGAUUCCAAUUUUAUUUGGCAUCUACACCCACGUGGGAGAGGAGUUGGAAAUUGACACCACCAAGUCAGACUACUUAAAGAGCAACGCCGAUGCUCAUAAUUUGGACGUUUACUUGCAUGGAGUUGCAGGGGUCCAGGAAACCAAUGGAGAUUUUACGCUGGAAGUUGAUCAUGAUAUUGCACUGAUAAACAAACAUUUAGAUGGCCUGAAAGACGAUUACAAAAUCCCACCUGAAUGGUGGAACAACGAGAAUUUCAAAAAUAUGGUUCAAAUGGACGAUGGUCACUGGAAGCUAGUGGACAAUGCUUAUGUGCCGGAUCCUCCAAGUGCUUGAUUACAAGUCGGGUCAUGCAUUUUAUAAUAAAAAUAAAGAGAUUAUAUCUCUAUGAUACGAAUAACCGGUCCUCAAAAACCAAGUGGAGACCAACACAAAGUGGGGGAUUUGUCAUUUAAUAGUUUUCUAUUGGUCAAGAAAACAUAGGUUGGCUCGUCGCUACUUGGUGUGUUUUUUUCCUUUUUUCUGUUGUACCUGCCAUGUGCUCUUUGUCUUUGUGUCGGUUGCUUCCAAAAAUUUGUUUUGCAGCACCAACCGUGGUUUGUACUUUGUUUGCUGUAAAACAGUAAAAUUCUUGUUUCGGAAAAGCUUGAAUCAAAUCUAUUGGA